UUUUUUUUUUUGGUUCCUUCCAAACAAUGCCUUGUCACGUCCCUUCCCAUUCCAUUUCCAUGUGCCUACUACUACUCAUAGCUCCACCACCACUGCCAAACCCCCAUUUCAAUCACUAGGGUUUUCAAUUUGUAUUUAAUUAAUUUAUUUUCUGUACGUCUUAGGAAAAUAAUUAAAGAACGAAAAACUUUUUUCCCCAAUUUUUAAUAUGGAAAAUUGUCAACAAGUAGAAUCCGCCAUGGCUAUGUUGAAACCUUGUGGUGAUGUUAGGGAUAAAGGUAAUAGUUUGAAUCGCGAUCAAUGCCAGGAGGUUCCGGAUUUGGACGAUUCGCAAAAGCUCGUUGGAAAAUCUGACGUGGCGGUUAAUGGAGUCAAAGUUGUUGAGAUGAGCGUGGGGAAGCGCCGGCGGGGAAGGCCGCCUAGGAAUCAGGCGACGGCCGUUUCAUCAUCGGCGCCUCCGCCUCAAAGGAACAAUAACGAUGAAGAAGAUGUUUGUUUUAUAUGCUUCGAUGGCGGGAGUCUCGUGCUUUGUGAUCGCCGAGGCUGUCCUAAGGCAUACCAUCCAACCUGUAUCAAAAGGGAUGAGGCGUUCUUUAAUUCAAAGGCGAAAUGGUACUGUGGGUGGCACAUAUGUAGCACUUGUCAGAAGGCUUCAUAUUAUAUGUGCUAUAUGUGUACAUAUUCCUUGUGCAAGGAUUGCACUAAAGAUGCUGAUUAUGUGAACGUAAGAGGAAAUAAAGGAUUUUGUGGAUUGUGCAUGAGAACUAUAAUGCUGAUUGAAAACACUGCCUUAGGAACUAAGGAAAUGGUUCAAGUGGAUUUUGAUGAUCAAACUAGUUGGGAGUAUCUUUUCAAGGUGUAUUGGACUUUGUUGAAAGAGAAGCUAUCAUUAAGUUUAGAUGAGAUUAUUAAAGCUAAAAAUCCCUGGAAAGAAAUUGCUACCAUGGAAAGGCCUUUUGAAGACCUAGGAGCUAGUUAUUCGAAGAGAAGAAAAACGAUGAAACAACAGAAGCUUUUGAACAAAGUUGAAUCUCCUGACGGCACAAUUGGGGCUGGUGAGAAGGGACACACAAAAGAAUAUCCUUCGUUGCUUGGCAGGAAGGAAAAGGAGCUGGCCUCUCCACUAAAGGGAGGUGAUGUCUUGAGUGAUAUUGGAAGCAGAGAAACUAGCAUAGCAGUUCAUUCUACAGAAAUGGAGUUAUCUGUAAAUAAGAUUGAGACAGAUAAAAUAUGGCACUAUCAAGAUCCACUUGGGAAAAUUCAAGGGCCAUUUCCUAUGGCAAUGUUACGUAGAUGGAGCAUGAGUGGUCAUUUCCCACCUGGUUUGAGAAUAUGGAGAGCAAAUGAAAGGCAAGAGGACUCCACCCUCUUAACUGAUGCUUUGGAUGGGCGGUACAGCCAAGUGCAACAACUGCUUCAUAACAGCUGUGUACCAACUGAGGACGAAAGGGAUGGAGAUAUUAGGGAGAGUUGGGAUCUGAAUGUGGAUCAGGUGGAAAGUAAACAAGUAGAAGGGUGCUCGAACUCAAUGCAGAAUAAUGCGAAUGGUCAUUGUUGUGGUAACAAUGAAUCUGCAAAGAGCAAAGAAUUGGGCUCUCAAUCUUCUUCUUGCACCACUCCCGUACAUACGGUCACUUCCAGUACAGUACAAACAGGAAGUCCUGUGCCACAUUGGGAGCCUCUGAAGGGUGAUAAUUACUUCCCUGGCCAGCCUCGAGUGAGUAGUUCACGUCCCUCAUCUACAUUAUCUGCAAAACUAUGUGAAACGCAGUCUCUUCAAGUUAUCAGAGGUCAUGGGGUUGAAAAAUGGGACCGUGGUUCCAUUAACAUUAACGAAAAUUUGAACGAGACCUCUGAAGUUCAAAUUAUUGCUGGAAAUGUGAAGCAAGAAGAUAGUGAGGGAAAAUCUGGCAAAUCUUGUGGGCAAAGCUGGAGGUCACCUUUAAAUGAUGCUUUAAAUGGAUGGGAUUCCAAUUGUGGUCUCAUUUCUCUGGCUAGGGUUCUUGAAGCAGCAAAGCACAAUCAUGAUAUUGAUUUCCCAGACUUUCCUACCUCGACAUCAAAGUUGAACCACAAAGACUCAGAACCCCAGGCUACUAAAAGCAAACAGUCUCUUUCUUCAAGUGCUCAUCAUCAGGAUUCAGGUCCUAGUUGGAGCACAGCUUCUAGUCUAGUGGGUAAUGGACCACAGCUUUCUGAAGCAGCUGGUGAAUGGGGUGGGUAUUCCUCCACCCCAGCGAAACCUUCUGUGGAGGAAUGGGACUCUGAUCUUGUGCCCAACUCUUCACUGAAACAAACUAACCUGGGAAGUGAUCAUGCUGCUACUCCAACUUCUGGAACUGGCCAAAGGGCACAUUCUUCUCCCACAGAUCCUGCAGAAAAUGCAUCUGGUUGGGAUUCAAUUGUUCCUGAACCUAAUGAGUAUUCUUUUGGUGAUGAGUCAGUUUCUGAUCUCUUGGCUGAAGUUGAAGCGAUGGAGUCUCUUAAUGGAUUGGCGUCACCUACAUCAAGUUUACGCUAUGACAGAGAGUUGGUUCACGGUGCUGAACCUGGUUGUUUUUGUCCUGUAGGAGGAUUUAGCCCUGCACCUGAUCCAGGAAAAAAUGAUGCUUUGAGCUCAACAAAUGAUCUAGGAAUGCCAUCUGCGUCUACUUUGACCAAUGAGCCAAUUGGGGUCUCUUGGUCUGAAGUUCUUGAUGCUCGGAAGAGUUCUGGUUGGCAUUCUUCCACGAGUGCUGAAAUGGAUGAAGAUAAAUGGCCCAGCGAUGCCUCUGUUAACCGAUAUGAAGCUGGUUCAGACAUGCAGGUUCCUGCCCCACUGGCAACAUGGUGCAUGGCUGCUGUAGACACCACUUGGAGAGCAGGUUGAGAAACUACAGGAACCAACUGGGAAGCCAUUCAGGGAACUCCAAUUUUUCAUUCUGGAGGUUUAGGUCAAGGAACGAGGAGUAUUGGUUGGGGAAAUAGUCAGGGAACAUUCCAGGACAAUGAAAGCAUCAACUCAGGCACUUAUUGGGGAAGCCAACAGAGGUAUGUCAGUUCAAGAGGCCCUGAUUUUCUGGCCAAAGAUUCAAGUUAUAGUAGGGAUAGGAUCUUAAUGCAUAGGCACUCAAACUACGGUGGCCCUCCUCUGAAUGGAGUCGAUACCUUCAGAGCUCCACCCAAAGGGCUACGGAUUUGUAAAUUUUAUGAACGGGGAGACUGCAAGAAGGGAGCAUCAUGUAGUUGUUGGCAACCCUUGAUAAGGUAAAGCACAGCAAUUCUGUGCAUUGACUGUUAGUUUAUUCUCAAAAUUUAAACCGUGAGCUGUAACAGUAGUGUAUCAUUCAUUAUUCAAGUCGGGCACGAUAACAAUACCAUAAGAUUCUACGCUUAUAAACAAAUAAAACAAUACCUUACCUGUGGCAAAGUAGGUAGCCUAAGCGUUAGAUUUUCUAAUUUUGUGUAUUUUAUUGUAUUAUAUAAGUUUUGACAUUUAUGGGUACAAGGAAUUGAUUCUUAUGCCAAAGGUGAGUGGAUUGGUAGAA
Messenger RNA from Gossypium raimondii (Peruvian cotton), 3527 nucleotides. Its product is annotated as zinc finger CCCH domain-containing protein 44-like. Lineage: Eukaryota; Viridiplantae; Streptophyta; Magnoliopsida; Malvales; Malvaceae. Gene Ontology annotation, molecular function: protein binding. Bases 209 to 2869 code for a protein of 886 amino acids. The record is from RefSeq and is a predicted model, not a curated record. The transcript has 4 exons.